AUGGACGUACUGCGGACCCGGUUGCUGGGCAUAACUGUGGCCGUGGCGCAUGGCGUGUUUUCGGGAUCUCUCAACAUCCUGCUGAAGUUUCUCAUCAGCAAGUACCACUUCGGCUUCCUGACGCUCAUCCAGUGCCUGACGAGCAGCACCGCGGCGCUCACACUGGCGGUGCUGCGGAGAACUGGGAAAGUAUCCGUUCCACCGUUCACCUUUCAACUAUGUAAGGAUUUUGCUCCACUCUGCAUUCUCUCCACCCUUCAGUCCACCCUGACGCUCUGGUCUCUCCGCGGCCUCAGUUUGCCCAUGUACGUGGUGUUCAAACGCUGCCUGCCCCUCUUCACGCUCAGUAUCGGGGUCUGCGUGCUCAGAAAUGGCAUUCCAUCAAUAGGAGUGGUGGUCGCUGUUUUCAUCACCACUGGAGGAGCUGCACUUGCCGGUGCCGGUGAUUUGACUGGGGACCCGUUUGGAUACGUCACUGGAGUCUUGGCUGUGAUAAUCCAUGCCUCGUACCUGGUCCUGAUCCAGAAGACCAGCCUGGAGAGUGAGUUUGGGCCCCUGACCGCACAGUACGCCAUCGCCUGCACCGCUUCCCCGGUGCUGUUUGUCUGUGCCCUCAUCUCUCUGGACGCUGUGCACAUGUGGACCUACGAGGGUUGGAAGGACCCUCACGUCACCUGCAUCUUCAUCCUCUGCAUCUUCAUCGGCUGUGCCAUGAACUUCACCACUCUGCACUGCACCUACAUCAACUCCGCCGUCACCACCAGCUUCGUGGGCGUGGUCAAAAGCAUCGCCACCAUCACCGUGGGCAUGCUAGCUUUCAGCGACGUCGCACCCACCAAACUAUUCAUCGGAGGUGUGGUGGUCAACACGGUCGGCUCCAUAAUCUAUUGCAUCGUCAAGUAUUUUGAAACUAAGAAAAAAAGUGCUUACGAGGAUUUGGAGGGCGAAGGCAAAGAGGACGGACUUCCCGGAGAGCCGUACAGCGAGAAACCGCAGCUAAACGGCAACGCUAACGGAGCUAAUUUAGACGCAGAAGGAGAAUUUUCCAGUAGCAACGUAGCUAACGGAGAAGUGUUGACUACAGAUGUUGAAGGUGGCCCGAAUUCAAAAGUUAUGACGGAGACAGAAAUGCUGGAAAUGCAAAGGGAACAUCUGCAUAGAGAAAACGCAGCCCCGAGCAGCCAAUCAACGAGCGAUAGCUAUUUGGGCGUUUGGAGAUCCGUAAAGAAUUUUCAGUUCAUGAAAAAAGACACACUCCUUGACAACAUGGAGCAGCAAAGUCCAUGA
Messenger RNA from Knipowitschia caucasica, 1287 nucleotides. NCBI's taxonomy places the organism in Eukaryota, Metazoa, Chordata, Actinopteri, Gobiiformes, Gobiidae. The record is from the annotation of a GenBank genome assembly.